CACCCACACCCACACCCACACCCACACCCAUUAUGUUAAACAUAUAAUACUUGAUUUAGCUCGUGUACAUGCUGAAGUUUAUUCAAUAAGUAGUCCAUUAGUAUUUAUUGUUUUAUCAUGUAUAUUAUCAACAUUAGUUAAUGAAUUAUCGAAAUUAUAUUCUAAGAUAAAUCAAUUUAGUAAUGCUGGUGGUAUGCAAGCAUGUUUAGCUUUAAAUGCUUUGCAGAAAUCUUUUGAACGUUGUAUGGACAGUGAUACAUCAAAUAAAUUAAAAGAAAUUAUAUCAAAAAUUCCCGAUGCUGCUGAACAUAUGGAAUCAAAAGGUUUAACAGAUAUGUUAAAUAUUUUUUUAAAACAAAUGGAACCAUAUUUAAAUGCUUUUCAAGAUGUUCAACAACAACAAACUGAAUAA
This is a messenger RNA of Rotaria sp. Silwood1, 412 nucleotides long. Lineage: Eukaryota; Metazoa; Rotifera; Eurotatoria; Philodinida; Philodinidae. The record is from the annotation of a GenBank genome assembly.